Messenger RNA from Oppiella nova, 696 nucleotides. Lineage: Eukaryota; Metazoa; Arthropoda; Arachnida; Sarcoptiformes; Oppiidae. The record is from the annotation of a GenBank genome assembly.
UAUUGGGUCGACGAGACGGACAACCGGAUUAAAGGCUAUCCCUUAAUCAAUGGCGGGCCCACACAGUUCGCCACAAUUAUGCUCUUAUGGCUGGUGUUUGUCAUGAAAAUUGGGCCCAACUUUAUGGCACAUCGAAAGCCGUUUGGAUUACACAAGAUAUUAAUGAUUCAUAACUUCUUAUUAGUCUUAAUCAACGCCUACUAUAUAUACGCUUCACUCAAAUGGCUGGACUUCGGUCGCAAGUCGUUGGACCCGAAACUACCCGACCGUAACGACUGGUCCCCUCCGACACUAGCAGUGUUGGACCAGAAGGCUAUGUAUUUCUACACAAAACUAAUCGACUUAUUGGACACAAUAUUUUUUGUGUUGAGAAAAAAAUCAAACCAAAUCUCUUUUCUACACAUUUAUCACCAUUUUAUGGUCCCAAUACUAGGCUUUUUAGUGGCAAAAUUGUGUCCACAAUCAGUGAUUGUCGAAGUGUUUUGUUUACUCAACUCAAUAGUCCAUACAAUGAUGUAUUUGUAUUACUUAUUAUCGGCAUUUGGACCCCAAAUUCAGCGCUACUUAUGGUGGAAGAGAUACUUAACUCUGUAUGGACUCUAUUGUGUCUUAUAUGGAGAUAUGACUGAAUACCCGAAGCCAUUGAAAUGGUUUGGUCUCAUUCAGCCAUUUAUUUUCUUUUAUAUAAAUAUAUAG